Messenger RNA from Batrachochytrium dendrobatidis JAM81, 3177 nucleotides. RefSeq lists its product as uncharacterized. Gene Ontology annotation, biological process: mitotic spindle organization; protein localization to centrosome; centrosome duplication. The transcript has 8 exons. Gene Ontology annotation, cellular component: centriole; centrosome. Bases 1 to 3177 code for a protein of 1058 amino acids. The record is from RefSeq and is a predicted model, not a curated record. NCBI's taxonomy places the organism in Eukaryota, Fungi, Chytridiomycota, Chytridiomycetes, Rhizophydiales.
AUGACUAGUCGCAAUACAGUUGUUCGGUUUGCUAAUGACAGAACUCAUUUUACAGCAACUCCUGAUUCAGCGUCUAAUCUGUCUGUCUUGCAUGAACCAAUUCCUCGUUCGAUUCCUCCCAAACCUCAACCUCAUCCUCGCUCCUUUGCAUUCAAUCCAAAUCCAAACCAUCCAUCGCUUGGUGCAACCUAUCCGGUACACUCUCAACAACACAGUAUAAAUCAGUCAGUUCUACAUUCUUCCACCAAUGACAAGUCUACAGCAUCUCGCUUACCACAGCCGUCACAAAGAGUCUUUGGGUCAAAAUCUGUCAGGUCUGUUCAUGAUGGCGAUUUGUUGCAUCGACCCAGAAACUCGAUUGAAAGUCGAGCUGUAGAGAUUUGUCUUUCAAAAGUACCAAUUGUGCAGCACGUUGCCGGACGUACUCGAGUAGCUCGAAGCAUGCAAGAUAACAAUGUUCGAUCGGGAAAUAAGGAGCUGGAUCUAAUUCAACCUGCUCAUUUCAGCAAGUCCUCUUUUACUGAAGUUGAACAGCAUCAAGUGCCGAUUUUGGAAAAAGAAUGCAAUGUUGCUAGUACUUACAAACCUGUUAGUCGGUACUUUCCAUCUGCAAAAUUGGAAAAGGAAGCUGUUUAUGAAUACAAUCCGCCUGCUGCUGCCAAAUACUAUCUUUGGGACAGCACUAGAAUUGGUCUUGAAUAUACAAUGCAUUCCAAUUCACUAAGCCCAGAAUACAUUCAAUUUGAAGAAUCAGCAUUACAUGCAUUCAAAAUUCACAGUACAAAAAUUGGACUUCUUGCAGGCAAUAGGAAACAGAGUGCUUGUGAGCAAUCAUCUGUUGGUUUGGAAUCUCCAACUGGAUUUAUGCUUGGCCGAAAGAUCUGGAUUGAUUCGGACACGGAGUCCAACUCUUCCACACAGUAUAGCAUUGUGGUGGAUCGGUUUGAUGCAGGUCGGCAGGUCUUAUCUCAAACUGGACCUAUUGGAACCAUAUCUCCCUCAGUUGUUUCAGAAGCAGAUAUUAUCAUCCCAGUGUACUUACGAGAGCAGAGUGAUGGAAAACCAAUACAAGCAGGCAGUGAUCGUGUAUUGCAGUUAUUAAAGACUCUCAAGGAUAAACAUAGUAGCACGACUUUAAAUCAGCACCACAGCUUUCCACUGAUUGCUGAAUCAUUUUUUGACAUGUCAUCCAAGCAAAUCGAUGCUGCACAGAUUCAUCCACUUCGCAUUGUGUCGACAUCCCUAUCACAUGAACUAUUUACUCUUGAAUGCUUAGAAAGCCCAACCUAUGGAUUCAUGUCUUUGGAUCAAGCACGUCACUUGUAUCUACUGGAGGAGUGCGAUUCAAAGUCAAAAGUGCUUCCGCUGAUUGGACUUUGGUUUAAAUCGGUGAAUACAUCUCUUGUAGAUCCAUACGUUCAUGCAGCAUGCAUUCAAUAUGUUUUGGAUAGUAGUCGAGUAAAGCUGGAUACUGGAAAAUCUACUUUUUUAGUGUGUAUAUUUCAGAGAAACGCCAAUAGUGGAAACACUCGCGUGAUGGAAGAUCAGAAAUCGUCUGCAUUUCGAUUAACUAGCUCUACUCAAGUAUUCAAGCCGGUUGUAUUUGAGUGCACAUUCAAUGUGGACAAAUCUAUGGUAAAGUUUUAUCAGACGCAUGGAUUAGAAAUCAAAUCUGCGCAGCCAUGUUCAUUUUCAACAGUUGAUCUAAUGAAUGAUGAAAACACUGAUUUUUGUCAAGCGUUGGAGUCGUUUUAUCAGAUUUCUUUACGUCCAGCUAAAACUCCUUCCAUAACUGCAGCUAUGGACCACAUUGAAGAUGAAAUUUCUGAAAAACCAUUCGUUUAUGGUAUGGAUGCCUCAGAACCCGAUGUCAGCAGCACCCAGGAAACAAAAGUACAACAAGCACAUGUGGAGGAUACUGCCAAUAUAGCGAGUUCUAUAGAUAAUGCACAAAAUAAUAUACCCACUACUUUAACGGAGCGUGUUUGCAGCUCUGCUGAAACAGCACCAACACAUGUAGCAGUUGAUUUUGGUACCUCUAGCUGUCCGCCAGAAUUACCGCCUCUUCCAUUGCCAUAUAAAUAUCCUAUGUUUCCAGAUGGUAUCAAUCAAAUGUGGUAUUUAUCAAUGCUUCAACAACAAGUGGAGAUAAUUCAGAGUCAGAUUGUAGCCUUUUCUAGACAGCCCUAUCAUAUUUCUGGACUUCAUUCUACAGCACCCGUUGGAUCUACUUUGUCUUGUAAUGUUUCACAGCCAUCCAAUGCUAUAGAUUCAAACUUGUGUAGUGCUGCUACACCUAGCACAUGUAUUGGAAAUCACGCACCUCAAGAACCACAGACCACGAGUGAAUCGCAUAAACAGAGAUCCAUUGUGCAACCUACUGAUUCAAGUUGUUUGGUUCAAACCACAUUCUUUGCAAAAACAUCCAUGUGCGAUGCAGCAACAAACACAUCAUUUUAUAUUCCUCAAAACCCUCCACAGCAGAACCACAUGUCUAUAAACACUGGCAUAAAUUUGGUCGAGUCGGAAUCCAAUGCUUCUCUUGAUGCAGACUUGAACACAAAGGCAGUAGCACAUACAGCAGAAUCUGAUAUAGACUACACCAACAAAUCGCUGCAUGAAUUAGAUUUCCAACGGUUACAGAUUAAUGAAACGGAGAAAACGUGGCCACCUUUCGACAAUCGAGAAAACCACGCAUCAUUUUUUCAGUGCAAUGAAUUAGCAUCUGGACCAGCCGAGCAAAAGUCUAUUUUGGCCAAUUAUUCGACGAUGAUUUCUACUUUUAGUGGGAUAUCUCAAGGUGGAGAAUCUUUUCAGCUAUAUCCGCAACCAGCAGCAGCCGGAAUUAUUGAGCACGAGUUGGAAAACCAAAAGCCAAUGCACAAGGACACUGGCUCACUUGGCGUGACUAACCCAAAGGAUAUUAUUGCAGGGUUAGUGAGUGACCCUGAGCAGAGUUUUGUUUACAAGGACGGUUGUGACAUCUCGGCAAUAUCUGCUGUGGACGAGUAUGCAAGCGUAUCAUUUUCUAUAGACUUUCCCAGUUACAGCCACAACAAAGCUGAAACAUCCGUCGGAAUCCCGAGUCAAGUGCCGAAAGAAGCAUAUUCUCGGGCAACUCUCGACUACCUACACAAAUAUGGACUGAUGGACCAUGAUGAUCGGUCGUUUUCAUGA